Apis dorsata (giant honeybee) is the source of this 921-nucleotide messenger RNA. RefSeq lists its product as uncharacterized. The record is from RefSeq and is a predicted model, not a curated record. NCBI's taxonomy places the organism in Eukaryota, Metazoa, Arthropoda, Insecta, Hymenoptera, Apidae. Bases 1 to 909 code for a protein of 302 amino acids. The transcript is spliced from 3 exons.
AUGUUGGAUCUCGACUUUCAAGGGGCUCAACAAUUUCCAAACAACUUUUUCGAACCAACCAACCCUCGCCACCGAAUUUCUAGCAAAGCUAUUUCAAAUAAACGAUAUAAUAACAAUACUUUUAUAGAUUCUAGAGAAGGAAUUCUCAAAGAAUUCGACCAUCAAGCUGGACCAGCUCAACCAACUCCUCUUGGUGUCGAGGUGGGGGGCGCGUGGUCUUGCUGCCUGCCGUGCGCCAGUGGCGGCGGGGGUGGGGGUGGUGCAGCUGUCUCGGGGGCCACCCCCGAGGCUAAGAAGGGCUCCAUCGGCCACAAGUGCCAGCAACAGCAGCAUCAGCAUCAUCAUCAGCAGCAGCAGCAGCAGAGCCAGCAUCUGCUGCAGCAUCAUCAUCAGCAACAGCAGCAGCAGAAGCAACAGGAGAAGGAGAAGCAUCAACAGCAACAGUACCAGCAACAGCAGCAGCAACAGAAUAGGGGGUCCGGGUUGAGGGAGGGCGAGUUGGCUCCUCUGAGCAAUCUCGACGAGGAUCUGGACGAUCUUGAGGACGAAAAGGGGAUCGAGCAGAGGGGGGAGGAGGAGGAGUACGCCAAGGAAGGUGGGACCCAGCAUAGGUUGAGCCCCAGGCUGCACGAUAUCGAGGAGGAGGACGAUGAAGACGGCCGUAACACCAAGGAAAGGCCGUACCAGAAGAAAUCGCCAACCCCGAGCGGCGGUGGAGGCAGCAGAACGGGUUGGCGAUCGCGCAGAAGCAUCACCACGGCGGGUGCACCGGCUCACCAGCACCACGUGAUCGCCAGUGCCGCUGCAACUGCACAGGCCAAGAUGCAGGCCGAACAGGGGAGCAUCGGCGAGCUUCGGGGCUACCACAACCUCAGAUCAAGGAGACACACUUUGGCCAAUGUUCGGUGAGUACCUCGUUUC